AUGAAUAUAAUGGAGAUAGAGAAUGACGAAGACAACUCAACAAUGGGUGACUCUGGAGGAGACUUCGACUGCAACAUAUGUUUGGACCAGGUUCGAGACCCUGUCGUGACUUUAUGUGGCCACUUGUUUUGCUGGCCCUGCAUUUACAAAUGGACUGAUUCCACCAACAUUUCAAGACAGCGCGUCGAUCAGUACGAUAAGAAGGAAUCCCCAAAAUGUCCGGUCUGCAAAUCCGAUGUCUCCGACGCUACGCUUGUCCCGAUUUACGGCCGGGGACAGAAAACUCCUCGGUCCGGUUCAAACGUACCGAACAGACCACCCCGUCCGGUUUAUGACUUGAGAAGAGCUGGUCAACGUUCAGGAGAAGGUGAGAGUCAACGGUACAUGUAUCAUAUGCCUGAUCCGGUGGUGGGUGUGGUCUGCGAGAUGGUAUACCGGAGACUAUUUGGAGAGUCUCCAAGCAACGUGCCACCGUACCGGGGCUCCCAUGACACGAGUCUCCGGUUGAGACGGCAGGCAAUGCAGACGGAGGAGUCACUAAGUAGAGGAGGCUUAUCUUCAACUCAAUCGAUUUGUGCACCAAAAAAGAUGAUAGUGGCAUCAGAAUGCGUCGCAAACGGUGUUGCUUAUGUCGGAUAA
Molecule: messenger RNA, 639 nt
Organism: Thlaspi arvense
Lineage: Eukaryota; Viridiplantae; Streptophyta; Magnoliopsida; Brassicales; Brassicaceae
Source: the annotation of a GenBank genome assembly